Bombus huntii is the source of this 10562-nucleotide messenger RNA. It is a transcript of the gene dysc, whose product is annotated as whirlin. The record is from RefSeq and is a predicted model, not a curated record. Gene Ontology annotation, molecular function: protein binding. NCBI's taxonomy places the organism in Eukaryota, Metazoa, Arthropoda, Insecta, Hymenoptera, Apidae. Bases 2767 to 5601 code for a protein of 944 amino acids. The transcript is spliced from 17 exons. Gene Ontology annotation, cellular component: cilium; stereocilia ankle link complex; plasma membrane.
UAAUUUUCCAAGAAACGUCUUUAACUAGCUGUAUCUGUUCGUGUACGCGUCAAUUAUUUACUGAAAUUCGCGGAAGUUAUAUGUAAUACGAGUCGAUAAAGGCGAGAAUAGAUGGACCUACAAUUUUACUAAGCUUUUUCAUCCUAGAAACGAGAAUAGAUGGAUCUACAGUUUUACUCAUCUCCUUAACCCUAGAUAUAACACUCUUUAUCCUAAUUCUAUUUUAUAUUAUUUAUCUUUGAUCCCUAUUUUCAACGAACCGUUUCAUUCAAAUUUCUUCUUUUAUUAUCCUAUAGAAGUUCCUAGUAAAUCCAUAUCUGUUCCUCGUGUCAUCGAUGCUUAUCCAGAUUGCGUUUAUCCAGUCGAGAACUAACUUUUACGACCGUUCAUUUCAAACAUGAAGAGAGGAUGGUCAGAUCGUUACCGUACGAGACCGUGGAAAACCACGUCGUGUGGCCUCGUUGAUGACUUCCGGUAUGCCAACACAUCCGGCACGCGAACCUGUUGAUCACCUACCGCGAGGGUGCAAGUACCCCGAUACUGCGGUAAAACGUGCAGGUAGGUGUUCCCCGGUCGCAUUUAACAAAGGAAACAAACGGCAGGGGGUGGAAUCGAUGCUAAUGGUUUCGACAAACGGCAUACGAUCAUUUAACGAAACAGGAAGGGCGAUCUAUAUCCCUCGUUUCUGUCCUCCCCGGUACGAUCGAUGCGAUAAGGGUGAGCUUCCUCGAGCUGUUAGACACGCGUACCUAAUAUCGCGCUUCGAGUCUGCCGAACUGGUUCAAGGUCACCGGUUUACGUCAGAAAUGCCAAACCAGAGGAAUUCGAACGUGCAUGCCGAUAAAGUUCUUAAUUGAUCCUUAGUAUCAGUUUCUUGCCACGUAUGCCGUGUUGUGGUUAAUACGAUUAUGAGCGAACCACUUGGAACGUCAUGGGGAAAGGGAUGGGGGUUCGCAUGUAGCCUAUGUAAAUAAGAAAUUUAUGGUUGAAGGGUUUGUACUUAGAGAUUUUGUGACGUUGAGAGCUCUCUUUAUCGGAGAUUCUUUUUCUUCAGCUGACGAUUGUUGGAAAUAAUAGAAACGCUAGUUUAUAAAUAACUAAAUAUUUUGGAAAUAAUCGAAUCAUCGAUAGGUAUAAUUAAAAAAAUUUUUUUGGAAUUAAUGUACCAUAUCGUAAUAUUAUUUUGUCUUUCAAAGUUGUAGUUACGACUCUGUUUCAAUAACUUUGAAUUUAUGGAAGUUACAGUAUUAUUAUGAGUCACGCGUGACUUUAUGCAUUUGAUAUGCAAGAAAGUGCAUUUUUUGUUGAGUAUCAAGAAUGGUAUUUCGAUCACGAAAGUAUUGUUUACUUGUGUGCUUUCUUGUUUUCCGUAUCGCGUCAUAGCUUUAAUUUAGAGAGUUAAUGCUGGCAUCGCGUGUCUAGCUGUGAUCGACAGCUGCUACUGCGUCGCUGAAUUAACAGUGACUGCGUACAAAUGGGCAUUCCGGUUGGGAAUCCAUUAAACAAAGAUAUAUUUCUGUUCAUAGGAACAAAGAUAUAUUUCUGCUGGUAGAUACAAAGAUGCAUUUCUGCUUCGUUUCCUCCUUUGUUUUUCUUUCAAGCGUUUUAAAUCACAAAUAGACAUUUUGUUUCCUAUUUAUGUGGAAAAAAUGUAAAAGAAUUCUUUCUGUCCUAUCAUGAUAUCCGUAUGACACUGUUUGAAUAAGGCUAAUUAAUUGACUCCUUUCGUUUUUAUUAUUUCGAGUCUAUGUUAAAAUUAAACAUAUACAUUAUUAUAGUUAAUCAAUUAUAUCUACAUAUAUGCUAUGGUAGCUCUAAAAAGUUCCUAGCCAAAGGUCAUACUUCUAUUUCGAUUUAAUUCAUAUAUUAACAAAAUUCUCCUUAUAAGAAGUUUAACAACAUAGUAUGUACCAUAAUUUUAUUUACUUUAACGAAUACAUAUUACGUUAACGUAAUAGACGUCUUCUUCCGGGAAUAUUCUAAGACUAUACUACAGCCAGAAACUUUCCAACAGCCAUUACAUCACGUGUAUAAAAUUCCUAAAGUGCACGUGCACCCGUACUCUCCCUAGACGACCCCUUGAAGAGAACCAAACUAUCGUCGUAUAACAUCCAACAUAUACGUAUUUACACGAAGCCAAGGAGAAAAUUUUGCAACGGAAAGUGCUCUUGUAAUAUGUGAAAUGCUCCCGGUACGAAUCCACUUUACACAUCCAUGUCGCUUGAAAUGUUCGUGACACCCUGUCGGCUGCGCUGGUGGCGAACGGCGGAGCUUGCGCCCUGGCGAAUCUUUACGUUCCCUUGGUAGCCUCUAGACGGCAGUGGUGUGUCGGGUUAACAUUGUACCCCUGGCCCCUCCGAGGCCACCCCCAGCCACCGAUUGAACCGGUGAACCGGAGUCGAAGCAACCCCCAGCUAAGCCCUCGAGAGGCAGUCGUGAGCUUGGUGCCGAGCUGGGGCGAUGCUCGUCGCUCGCGUGUGCUUCGCGAUUGCACCGAGUGCUCGCCAUUCCGUGUCGUUACGCGCGUCGUUCGUCCCGUAUCGACAUCGUCGCGGUCGAUCGUCAUCGUCGCCGCCCUCGACCUCAUCUUCGUAUCCAUCCUGCUCGUCGUCGUUGUCACGGUUCACGUCGUUGUUCCCGAGGCUGCUGCCGCAACGAGGUCCGACGGUGCAACGACCGUGCGACCAUCGGACAGCCGCACGUGAGCACGGCCCUGGAUUCAACGCGAGAUGAGAAGAAACGUCUGACAAAACGGAUCGCAAAGGCAUGGCCAGCAGUACGGAGGAUUACGGGUCGGAAUUACAGGAGCUGCAGUGGGGUGGUGGUAGCGGGUCGCACUUCCUGCGCAGCGGCACUCACUUCCUGAGAAGCGGCACCGGUGGUUGCUACGAAGCUGAGGAUUUAGAGUCCACCAGCAGGCAUCAUGGUGGUCAACACAGGGGAUAUUAUAGCCCCCCGGGUACGAGUUACACGAUCGUCGAGAGACCACCGAGUGCUCCUCAUCACCAUUCCUCGCACACCACACCGUAUAGGCACAGGGGACACGCCACUGGAGGCUCUGGUGCUAUUUCGCCGGAACAGGUGCUUAGACUUUUUGGAAAUGGUGUGUCCGAGCGUCGACAGGGUGAUAGGAGAACGCCGGCGUCUUCGCCGGCGAGUGUCGCCGCUGUUCGAAGCACGCCAUCGUCAACGUCCCAGCAGCAACAGCAAUCGCAGCAGUCGCAACAAUCGCAGCCGAAUCCCGCGAAUCCUCCGACAUCACCGAGCUCUCAGCCAUUGAGUUUACAGGAGCUCACCGUAAGGACAAUCACCAUGACGAGAGAUCCACCGGACUCUCACCAUGGCUUUGGGAUCUGCGUGAAGGGUGGCAAGGACGCAGGUGAGAUCCGAAGUACCUUCAGGCUACCUCCAUCGCCGUACUUCGCGCCUCAAGAUCGAGAAGCGCAGUCAGGGGUGGGUGUCUACAUUUCGAGGGUGGAGGAGGGUUCGGUGGCCGAACGUGCUGGACUCAGGCCAGGAGACACCAUCUUGGAGGUAAACGGCACACCCUUCCGGGCGGUGACCCACGAGGAGGCCCUCAAAAUGCUGAAAUCAUGCAGGACCUUGAGUAUGACAGUGCGGGGACCAGCGUUGGAUCCCCGAUGUAGAGGUGGGCAUCCGGUGUGGUCUUCUUCCGGUCGCCAGCAGUCCUGCAGCUGGAUCGACCGUCAAGGUCGUCCAACAUCACCACCUCCACUUUAUCCACCUCGAGACUCGAGGUACGGUCCAAGGACGAGGAAGGUCGAGCUCUGCAUCGAACCCGGUCAGUCCCUUGGUUUGAUGAUCAGGGGUGGCCUUGAGUACGGCCUUGGGAUUUAUGUGACCGGGGUCGACAAGGACAGCGUAGCUGACCGAGCUGGACUCUUGGUAGGUGACCAAAUUAUCGAAGUAAAUGGACAAAACUUCGAGGAAGCAACACACGACGAGGCAGUGGAAAUUCUGAAGACGAACAAAAGAAUGACUCUGUUGAUUCGCGAUGUCGGAAAAGUGCCACAUUCUUGCACCACGAGUCAACCCAUCGUUAUGCCAACCUCUAGGUAUCCCGAACACGACCCUCUGCUCUUAGAAAGUCCAGGAAAUCAUCGACCACCGAGUCCUACCAUUGCGAGUGAUUGGAGGCACAGAGGCGGUAUGCACACGGUUUCUGCCGCGACAGCAGCGAUGGUGGAAGAAAAGGCGAGGGUGGUCCUCGCGAGAAGCGAGAGGGCUGCACUUUCUCAGCUGCUGGCUGAUUAUAGGACGCGUCGAAUGACGAUCGAGGAGCUGGUUGUCAGUUUAGGUGACCUGCUGAACACCCAUGAGAAACUAACUCUUCUAACCGAGCUGAGGGAACUCGUCGACAGUAAAGACAGAGCUGCUUUCGACGAUUUGGUUUACAGGCCUCGGGUAGCCAUGGCAAGGAGAAAAGGUGACCGUGCCCACUCGGAUUUAAUAGUGACGCCAUCGCUACACGAUCUUCCGAGGGGUGUACCCAGUGGUUGUUGCCGUCCAGGACGACUGGUGGACGUCGAGGGAGAUCCUCUAGGAGUAACAGGACCUCUUCUGCCGCGGGAUAACCAGGAAUAUAGAUCGCCCAGCGAGGACAGCGGUCUCGGGGCCGACAUGCCCAGGACCAGAGUGGGCUGUAGAAGGACGCAGCAGCACCAAGUGACGACCUCCGAUCUCGCCCUCUCCAACGACGACGAGUGCGACAACCAGGACUACGAGGACGAGCUGGAGAACGGACGUGGACGAAGGCACAGCUCGCCUGGUGGAUCACGAGGCAACCCUAGGGAUUACGGCCAUCAUCAUCUUCAUCCGGAUAAUUUGGAGAGCGACGGUGGUUGCGAUGGUAGCGACGCCGAGAUGAUCGGUAAUGGGAGACGCGGAGGCGGAACGGAAAGGGAUCGCGAUAUGGAGGAGGAUGAGGACGAAGGAAGGGAGGAAAGGAGCUCAGAGGGUGGAGGUGGUGGAGGUUUCGGUGGUUGGAGGUCCCACUUGCUCGGUGGGCUGACGCAACGUGUCAAAUCCUGGUACUGGGGCGCCAGGCCCCUCGAACUCGCGCACAAGCUCUCACGGAGCUUCGACAUGCAAGAAGCUCAGCUCCUCGAAGAGGGUGGUUCUGGUGCAGCUACUGCCGGGGCUGGAGGUGCCGGUGGUCCACCACGAAGGCAUCACAGCGCCCAAAGGUUGACUAGAAGCGAAAUGUCGGAGAGAAGAGAAGAAGAUGGCGCCCUUGUGGUUCCUGAUCAUCAGGGUAACCUGAGGAUCACUGUUAAGAAAACCAAGUCGAUUUUAGGUAUUGCCAUCGAGGGCGGUGCCAAUACCAAACAUCCGCUGCCCAGAAUCAUCAAUAUACAUGAUAAUGGAGCAGCGUACGAGGCCGGUGGUCUCGAGGUCGGUCAGCUAAUCCUAGAAGUCGACGGUCACAAGGUCGAAGGUCUCCAUCAUCAGGAGGUAGCAAGGCUGAUCGCAGAGUCGUUCGCGAGACGAGACCGCAACGAGAUCGAGUUCCUGGUAGUCGAGGCAAAGAAGAGCAAUUUGGAGCCGAAACCGACGGCUCUGAUAUUCCUGGAGGCGUAGCAGGAAUCUCCCACCUCCGAGCCGGAACCACCGUAGCCCAACGUGACCAGAGCUCGGCCCGCGACAUACUUGGAGCGUCGUAGACGCUGAACCGUCUGUUGAAGCUGAAGAGACCGAUGGAACGAGGAAAUCGAUCAUGAAGCUCGUCGAUCGACAAACGUAACGAAGACAAAUCGACGAAGAGAGAAAAGAAGACGAGCUUGCCUCUUCAUCUUCAUCGAACGCUCUCGAUUCGACGGUCGAGCUCUCAGUCAGGUGCUAACUGAACCUGGCCCUGGUGGUGGGAAUUUUUCAAGAAGAAAAUACAAAGAGUAAAAGGAAGGAAAGAUAAAGAAGCGCCACAGAUAGAGGAGGGGUUAGGCGGAGAGUGAAACUCGAUUAGCGAGUCAAUGGGAUGAUAAUUACACGAUCGUCGACACUAUCGUGGCUGCCCUCGUUGCUGACGAGCCAGGCUAUCGGAAGCUUCUAAUCCUUCGGCUUUCCAACUUUUUUGAUUCAAGAAGCCGUUUGAUAAGAACAAAUAUUGUCAAAGUUUGCGACGAGGAGUAAACGUACGGACGAUCCGGUGACAAAACACAGGAGUACAAAAGAGAUAUGGUUUGAAGAGACUAUUUAAGAGAGACACUUUGAGUGUGAGGAUGAUGUUAAAUGAGAGAAGGAAGGUUGACUGUGCCAAACUAUUAGGGAUUGUUUCGUGUAUACUAAUUAUGAUACUCUUAAUCGUAACGAGAUUCAAUCAGAGACUCUGCCAACACAAGAGAUUCACGAAUAUGUGAGUAGCAAAAUCGAGCGAUCCUGAGUGACGAACUUGUGCUUAACGGACACGAUCACGAAAGCUGUUCACGUGCAUGGAUCGAACGUAUCAAGAGUACGAGGCAGUGAGAUUAUGCGAGACAUGUGAUGAUUCAGUAAAAUGCGUUUUCCAGGAUCCUGGCCGAUGUCAUCGAUCAGGAUUUUCGUUGAUGCAGUUCCUCAACGGCUUAUUUAGUGGUACCGUGAUGACAAUCCGUUUAACUGUCUUUUAAACGUCUGAGAAAGAUACUUUUUCCAGCUACCACGCAAUUGUUUCAAGUUUCAAAUGUCUAAUUUCAAAGUUCAAAUUUUUUAUUUCAUAUUUUGAAUAAUUAUGAAAAUGAUUGUCAUAUAUUUCCAAAUCUAUCGAAUCACAGCCUGUUAAAAACCUUCGACUACGGAUCCACAAAACUCUAUUUUUGCAUAAAAUCUAGAUAAUCGUAUAAGCAAGUAAUUCGUACUUAAGAGAACCCAACAGGCGGCGAGGAAAAGGUGACGAGGAACAAAAUCGACGAAAGUCCUAACCGAGUGGAGCCUGAGAUUAACAUAGACUUAUUAUGGGAAUUGUUGAGGCUUAACAAGAUAUGUUAUAUAUACAUAUAUAUUAUAUGAUAAUAUUAUUAUUGACUAUCGUAGUGGAAUUGCAAACUUGUACCUACCCGAUCACACCUCAAGCGCGCACGGACUUCCGGUUGCUGGUGCGCGCUGAGGCGGCACCGAAGAGCGCGCAGAAGGGAAAACUGAGAAGAUUCUAUAAGAAUAUGCGAAAUAUUUUCAACAAGUUUAAAUAAAUAUAGAUACCGCGUACUUAGCAAUGGGCCUGAUCGUUCGAAUUUUUCGAGAGAUCGCGGACGAUCGUGCAUAGAAAAAAAAAAACAAAUUUCUUAAAAAAUCUGAAAAUUUUCGUGAUCGAAGACGAAUGAAGAAGAGGAGAAAGGAAGACAAAUUCUGCACUUUCUGGAAAAUUUGGAGAAAGCGUGAAACGAACAACACACGAUCACGAGAUCAUAAACGUUUGUUUGCAUAGUGGAUCACGUGGAAAUUAUUUUAGAAUCACGUUCGCGUGAGCGACGAUUCCUUCAAUUCGUACGCGCGCCACGCUUGGAAAACUCGAGGCUGUAUUUUUCAUACAGAGAUUUCAUGCUUUUUCACCUCACCUUGUUCACGUGGAUCACGUGAUUUAGGCAUUUUUUACGAUGAAUCAUAGACACGAUGACGAGAAGAAUUUUCUAAAUGAUACAUUUGUAUCGCCUUAUUGUAAUUGAUGUCUCGAACUUUUCGAUCGUUGUGCACGAUCACGUUGAUUUUCGUCGCUGUGUAAUUUGGAAAAAGAGAGAAGCAACUUGUUGUAUGUACGCGAGUUAGAACAGCGGUUCCUAUUAAUUUCGUUGAAAGAUCUUUGAAUCUUUCUUGGGCAAAAUCUUUUUUAGGUAAAUAACUCGUUCGUACAAUUUAGAGAGUUUUGUUUAAUUCAUUUUAUUAAGUAAGGAGAAAGUAGAAUUGGUACGUGUUUCAGUUCUUCCGGAUCGUUUUACAAAGCACAAGGAAUUAAAUUUCAAAUUAAGUAGAAAGUUCGAUUUUCUUUCGUGAGUUGAAAGAAUAUUUACUUUGUGGAACUGCUUCGUUAGUGUCGACAAACGGUUUUUCGCUAACUAUUUAUAACGUAAUUGUUACCGCAAUAAUUACAUUUAAACGAGUAGUAGUUACUAAUUAUCAAUUCGUGAGUAUAAACGUAGCGACUGUUGUUGUAAAAGUAAAUGGUUAUCGAUACGUCUUGUUUAAUAUCUCUACCUGUUACCAAGUUAAACGUAAUUUUACGAGUAGUAGUGUGUAUACGUUGAAUGUCGACGAGUCCACAAGUCGUUCUAUCGAAUGCCGAUGAUCGUCCGCGAUCUUGCUCGCUUUAACAAAAAUGAUAAAAAAAGAUAAAAAGAUGCAAAAAAAAAAAUAAAACGUGAAAAAAAUACCGCGCAAGCUUAAGUAGUAAAUUAUCGCGUAUAUGUAACGAAACAGCCGAAUCGGGACGCAGGCCAAUGAGAGAAAGCGAGAAACGAUUCGACGAAAGCCACUGACGGUUCAAAGAUUCGCGUUUAAUCAAAUUCCAAUGGAGUUUUUCGAUAAUGUCGUGUCACGAAUAUAAACGUAUUGUCGGAGUUUAUGUCAUAGAAUUACUGUUUUAUAAUAACAUCUAGUCAAAUAAGGUAAUAUAUCGUUUAAAUGAUAAUUCUUGAAAUAUUUCAUUCAAAUAAUACGUAAGCCCUUUUAUCUAAUUUAAUUCUUUGCAUUACUCAAUCUAGAAGGCUACUUUUCGAUAAAAAUUCUCAAUAAAGUAUUUAGAUAAUAUUACUAUUAUCUGAAACGAUCAAGCUAUACUAUUACGGUAUAAACACUUUUGCAUUUGCAUUAAUUUUUAAACAUUAAAAAAGGAGAGAACGAAUGGAAUUUUUUGAUCGUCAGUGCGCUAACCAAGAAAGCACGUUUCAAAACAGUAAUGUACCUGGACGCGUGUACGACGUAUUCCGGUAAAUGUGCCAAAGAGAAGAAAAAGCUCUACGGAGAGGAAGAAAGAAAAGGAAGAGAAAAGGAGGAGCGCGGAAAGCGGGAAAGUUGUGCAUACAAUUACAAGUGCAAAAUGCAAAACAAGACGGAAACUAUUACGAGUGGACGAUCGAGAGAAGAAAAGAAACCGCAAAGAAAAAACAAAGAGGAUGGUUUUUCGUAGCUGGUGUGCACUCGAGUUGUUUUCUUCGUUGUUGCUUUGUAACGCAAGGAUGCAAUUGCACCGCUUGUCGCGAACAAGCCACGGGAUUAAGAAACACGAGAAAUAGAAACGAAAAAGAGAAUAAGAUGGGAAAUGAAAGAACAAAGAUGGAAACGAUAGAUAAAACGCGGCUAGUUGCUAUUCGGCUAAGCAAACAGACAAAACUAAAAAAUACCUCGUGUGUUAGUGUUUCUUCCUGUUUUCGAAGCGAAUUUUUCUAACGAAGCAUCCAAAAUAAAUUCGACGUCCCGAAUAAAGAACAAGGAAUAAAAGAGGAAGAGGAACGAACGAUGAAAAAACAAAGCAUGGGAGGAAAAAUCACUAUGGAAAGUGGGACAAGAAAUGAAAAGAAACGAAAGAAAGAAGGAGAUGAUAUUUUUGUAAAAGCCUUCGAUGUAUAACGCAAUCACCGGAGCGAUUCGAAGAUCUCAGCUGACAUAUCCGACAAUGCCUUACCGCUUUGAUGAAAGAAACAAGAAAAAAAAACGAAUGGGUUCGUGAAAGCGACGCGAACCGAUCACGAUCGAGGAAAAUGUUCGUUGGAACUUCCCAUUGAUCAGCGUCAGUGGAUACAGUACGGUGCGAAGCAAUUGGCACACAUAGCAUUGGCUUUUCGAUCUUUCGAUUUUGCUUAACGAUCGGACACAGAGCGGAGCGACGCUGAUAAUCUUUCUGGUUGAAGAGUUAUGUAAAGCAGAAAAGUGGGAAAAACUGGUUCUAUCGGGCUCGGUUCGAAACGGAGAGCGUUGUUUAUAAAUGUACGCUGGAAUCGGUAUUCCUAUUUUUUAAACUCGUGCAAGUAAUCUUAAAAAAUGAAAGAAACGUUUACUCGAUAUUUGGAAUAUAUGAAGGAAAAGAUUUGUCAGAGUUUAAACGUAUUUUUUGCUUCACGCGAGAAUAAAAUAAAUGGUAUUCGAUUUGGAAAUGAAUUAUCCAGGUUUCUUAAUUAAAUGUUCGGAGAGGAACCUGUAAAUCUAGACGUAAGAAAAUUUACAAGAGUCUUUUCUCUUUUCGUUUCAUUUAAAUACAUUCAACUGAAAAAGUUAUCAGUAAGUUUCUCCAUCAUCCAAUUGCAACAAAAAUAUAUCAAAACUAUGAUACAAUAGGAAUGAAAGGAAAUAUCUAUCGUUUAAAGACUGCCAAACUGUUGCAAUUAACCACGUAAUUACAUUAACAGCUUCAUUAUCUUGCACGAUGUAUGCUUCACGGUCGCUGAUCCUCCGAUCCCAUCGAGACAAGAAGAGAAAACAGAUUCGUCGCUAGCUAUUUUUCCACACACAAGUUCCCUUUAUUCCACAGCAGACGAAGGUUUCGAACGUUUCAAGAAAAAUACUGUCGCUCUCGGUCGAUCGCUUUUCAAUUUCACGAAAAAUAUCAGCUACUGCAAACAGAGAGACAGAGAGAAAAA